GUUGCUCAGUAGCAAUGGAACAUUGGACCGAGAGCGUCAAGGUGGAGGAACAAAAUCUGCAAGAAUAUCUUUGUCAGAAGCAGCAUACCGUCGUUCUGCAAGGUGCUGUGCAAACUCUGAAACACACACUAGUGCCUGUCCCCACAACGAAUGGUGGUGAUGGUUACGUGCACUUCGGUGACAUGCUCACACUGCGAAGUGCUUGCACACGUGGUUUGUUACAAGUCGACGCAGCAGAAACCACGGUGAGCGCUGGAUCAACAGAGGCCAUUGGUUACGGAUUGUCCACAGGGAGUGUGAUCACAUCCUGUCCCAGGACCAAUCUCACGGUUUGUCGUGUUGACGACAACGAUCGCUUCGGGCGGGAUGAUCGGCUCCACUUCGAUCAGCUCAUCCGACUUGGGACUCACGAGGGUUUGCAUGAGCGUCCUCACUACCUCUUCGCAAGUGGAAACUCCAAAGACGAGGAGCCACAACUCUGCGUUUGCCCGCGAGCUGCUUCUGGAUCGCAUUGGCGCCUUCGCCCAAUCCGUACGCAAAGUGACUCCAGGUCUCCGGAGGAGGAGGAUGACAGGGUGAAGCUUGGAGAUUCGAUCUGUUUGGAAAGUGUAGCGACUGGUUUUGAGUUGCAGUCCAAUACAGUGGUUGUGAUGACAAGCUAUGGCAAUGAGUGCCUCAGACAGCAGAAUAUGCAGUGUGCUCCAAAAAAGUCAGUGAAGAGCGACGAUGGAUUUCAUGGAAGGUACAAAGUCUUCGCGGCCAAGGGUCACAUACCUGGAGGUCAAGCGGACAGAGGUAGAAGCUUCGAGUGGGCAUUUGUGGACGACCGCUGGUCCGAUCAGGUGAUUGUUGCCGCCAAGGAAAAGAAUGGGCUGGAGAUCACGAAUGGAGGUUCAGUCUACAAGGUUGACCCUGUUGCCAUGUUGAAGGACCCAUUGUAUCGUGCCGAGGCUCAACUAGCACAUCUGGAUGCCAAUGGGGCAGGAGAAAAUCGCUACGCUGUCCUCACGCGAAUCUACCCCAUUCUGCGCCAUAGAGACAUGCACAUGAUCAGAAGGCUUCGUCGUAUGUGUGCGGCCGCUGACGAGCAGGGCACGGGGGUGAUCCGCAGCCACAUUUUUCAUGGCCUUUUGUCUUGGGCUCUCACCUCAGUUCCCAAUCGCUGGGCUCCUGGGUCUGCCUGGGGAUGUCCUCAGGUCUGUAUCCGUCUCACCAGGGAGGAAGCAAAUCAGUUGCAAACGCUCUUUGGAUGUGAUGAGACUGGACAGUUGACAGAGGAGGGUCGCGACCUGAUCAACUACCAUCGCUUUUUGCGCUUGAUGGGUGCAAGCAUGUCGAACUUCAGAUUAGAAGCAGUGAAAGAUGCUUGGAAGAAGCUCGAGGACAGUGCCAUUGCAGCUAUGGUGGACAUCACGCAUCUUCAGCGCUUGUUUCGAGCAGAAGCUUUCCCAAAGGCUCAGGAUGGUUCCAUGUCAUUGGACGAGGCUCGCGAGGAGUUCUUGCGGCAAUGGGAGUUGGAUCAUCCUGAAGGCCGCAUUACGUGGGACGCCUUCAAGCAAUACUACGAAGAUGUUUCUUUGGCAGUGGAAGAUGAUGAACUCUUUGUGGAACUUGUGAGGAAGUCCUGGAAACUUUGAUGACUCUCCCCGAAGGGGAGGAGCCAACAAAUAUCCAUGCAGAAUUGAGCAGCAAAGAAUAUUUGCUGACUUGACGUCUUGAAGUCUUGAAUCUUGAGAAAUAUUCG
Molecule: messenger RNA, 1744 nt
Organism: Cladocopium goreaui
Lineage: Eukaryota; Dinophyceae; Suessiales; Symbiodiniaceae
Source: the annotation of a GenBank genome assembly